Talaromyces atroroseus is the source of this 1467-nucleotide messenger RNA. RefSeq lists its product as hypothetical. The record is from RefSeq and is a predicted model, not a curated record. NCBI's taxonomy places the organism in Eukaryota, Fungi, Ascomycota, Eurotiomycetes, Eurotiales, Trichocomaceae. The transcript has a single exon. Bases 1 to 1467 code for a protein of 488 amino acids.
AUGGCGCGUCUCCACGCGAAGCGCCGGCGGGCAAAGCAAAAUCAAACUGAACGAUCUGUGAAUUACCUGAACAAUGUGUCAACUAAUCUACAUGACGAAGAUGACGACGAUGAAAACAGCUCUCACGCGGAGAAUAAUGAACCAUCGGAUAAUGAGCUCUCUGUUUCGCAGUCUUCCGCCGGGGAAGACUCCGAUGCAGAAGCUGGACCCUCGUCACAACCUGCCGUUCAAACCAGAAAAUCUAAAUUCGUCGGAGUUGUGGUCAAAAACAAGGUCUUGACUGAUUCGAGCAAUAGAAGGAAGUCACACUCCCACAACCCAGCCACCGGCGUCGGCGGUUUACACCAAGAUGAAGAGGUCCCCGAAAGCGAGGAGUCUGAGGAGUCUGAGGGCUCUGAGGACUCUGUCUCAAGCGAGGACUUAGAAGACUCUGAGGAACUCUCUGAGAAUGAAGAUGUCACCGAGCGGGACUUCGAACGAAAUAAUGCAAAACAAACUGCGUCCCGGCGCCGAGGAAAAAGCACCGAAGAAGCACAUGGAGUGGCCGAGAAUGUGAGCGAAUGGGCGGCUGUAACGCGUCCGAGAACCAGAAUAAUUGAUAGAAUGGAAGAAAGUUCUUCACGGGCAAACGAGUCAUCUAGCCGAAAAAGGAGACGGACAACUGAUGUAAUUGAAAAUGAACCCCAGAGAACACGCAGGCGGCUACAAUUACCAAUACACAGCGACAACAUUGCACCUAGUGGCGCGGGCGAACCCGAAGAGUUUGCACAAUGGGAAGCCAGCAUGGUGGUUGAGACUGCAUCUGCGGAGGAACGGGAGGUGGUGAUCUACGACGAAACAAUAUACGAUGAUGCAACAAAAAUCAUGGGACUGGAAAGGCCCUGGAGGGAUCUGAUGGAUGGUUGCCAGAAGAUCAAAGCUGCCGAGACUAAUGAAACGCAAAGUUUCAAAGGAAUCAAAGACAUUUGUGGUCGUAUACAAGCGUUGGGUGACAUCUACAAAAGGAUUCAGCGAGACCGUGCGACGGGGUCGUUUACAUCCAGAACGUGGGAGCGUGCAGAGCACAGUUUGAAACCGAUUAGCGACGAUGCUGAUAUGCUUCAGCUGAAGAUAAUGAAACGUGCUAAUGAAGCUAAGCACAGUAACGACUUUCGAAUCAGAGCAGAUGCAAACGAAUACGCGGAGCAGAUUUACAAGCACGUCGUAACCGAUUUGAGCGAGCUGGCGUUGGAGUGUCUGAAAGCUUAUUACUCGGAAGAUAAUGAGUGGCUGUUGACCGGUGGCUUCAUAGCUGUUAUGAAUAUUUUGGAUGUUACAGGGAAAAUUAACAAUACGCUUUCAUCAUUAAAAAAACGUGACUUGAUCAACACGACUCGCGAUAUAUCCCGAGUUAUACGAAUUCCCCUACGUGUUAUCUGCGACAGGUUGAUUAGGUGCGAGAUGGAAGAGCGACAGCGAGGGCGAUAG